AUGAGCGAUCCAUGUCUUGAGAACUCUUCCGACAUGUCUGGCCGCAAACUCUUCGACCUCAUAGGCACUGCCGCCGCCGAUGGCUCUGCCGCCCGUCUUGGAAAGUUGACUUUUCCCGGCAAAAGGGUCGUCGAAACACCAAACUUCUUCGCAGUCACAUCUCGCGGGGCAAUUCCCCAUCUCACCCCCGACAACUUCAAGAGACAUACGUCUGUAAGCGGAGUGUACAUGGCGCUGGAAGACUUUAUUGAGAAAAAGGAGCCUCCUAUUCAGCACACACCCAGCGGAGAUGGUUCACGCCGGUUGCAUAGAUUUACAGCCCUGCCGUCAAACACUCUUUCAGUACUUGGUCCACGACGGAAUCCGGCAGUUACAACUCCGUUUGGAAAUACGCCCAAGGCUCUCGCCGUCUUCACUUCAACUGGAUUCCGCAAUGUGACGAUACCUGAGUUUACAUCUUACGUCCAGUCGCUGCAACCCGAUAUCGUGCUGCCAAUGGCCGACUUGCCGCACACCAGCGCGACACCCUCGUCCAAGAAGCUGGUACGAAUGACGGAACGGACAGAAGUGUGGUUGGACGAAUUCCUAGGCAAGCUUGCAUCGUCUAAAUCUACAGAUUCCUUGGAUAGCUCCGUGUUUGCCCCAGUACUUCCAGUCGAGUAUCCCAUCCAGUGGGACUAUCUGAGACAUCUAUCGGAAGAUGUGCUUGAGAAAUUAGAUGGCCUGGCCGUUUACGAUGCAAACCUGCUUCCCGAACUUGUCAACUAUCCUCCGUUGGCACCUCUUCCCAAGUUAUGCAUGGAUCCUCCCAAGACUCCACAAGAGGUCCUGCGUCAGAUUUCCCUUGGCAUCGACAUCUGUACACUGUCGUUUACGAAUAGCACUUCUGAUGCUGGCGUUGCCAUGACAUUCUCUUUCCCACCACCCAAUGUUGAUGAGGUGCGACCUCUCGGAAUCAACAUGUGGUCUCCAGAGCACAGCGCAGCCGUUGUACCCUUGGUAGAGGGCUGCCAAUGCUACGCUUGUUCGAAACACCACAGAGCCUACUUUCACCACCUACUCAAUGCUAAGGAGAUGCUGGGUUGGAACCUCCUACAGAUCCACAACCAUCACGUCGUUGAUGAGUUCUUCGCCGGCGUUCGCGAGUCCCUUGCCAAGGGACAAGCGGUAUUCGAGGAGGAAGCGCGUCGGUUUACUGCUUCAUAUGAGCCUGUGUUUCCUGAAGGCACUGGUGAAAGGCCCCGGGCGAGAGGAUAUCACUUUAAGAGCGAGGCCAGUGCGGAUAAGAUCAACAAACCGUCUUGGAAAGAUUUAGAAAAGGGAGAAGCAUCUGCACAGAUUACGAGUCUUGCUGAGAGCAAUACACCUAGUGAGGAGAGCCAAAAUGCUACGCCGGCGGCGGUGGUUAAUGUAGAAGAGGCUGCAGCAACGUUGAGUAUAAAUUAG
Trichoderma aggressivum f. europaeum is the source of this 1446-nucleotide messenger RNA. RefSeq lists its product as uncharacterized. Gene Ontology annotation, molecular function: tRNA-guanosine(34) queuine transglycosylase activity. Bases 1 to 1446 code for a protein of 481 amino acids. The record is from RefSeq and is a predicted model, not a curated record. The transcript is spliced from 2 exons. Lineage: Eukaryota; Fungi; Ascomycota; Sordariomycetes; Hypocreales; Hypocreaceae.